Molecule: messenger RNA, 210 nt
Organism: Soboliphyme baturini
Lineage: Eukaryota; Metazoa; Nematoda; Enoplea; Dioctophymatida; Soboliphymatidae
Source: the annotation of a GenBank genome assembly
AUGAACCUCUUCACCUCCGGAGGGGCGAGCAGGCGCAUCGAAUUUUUCAGAACAUUGAUAGUGAUCGCCAGCUACCCAUUCAUCGUGUUCUCGAGUGCGAUGCCUGAAAUCACGCCACCCACCAUGGGAAAGGGCAACGACACCGCGUCUGAGUAUCGAGGAACAGUGACGAGCAGUGGGACACUACAGCUGUCCACAAUAAAGACCUAA